Molecule: messenger RNA, 1119 nt
Organism: Paramecium pentaurelia
Lineage: Eukaryota; Ciliophora; Oligohymenophorea; Peniculida; Parameciidae
Source: the annotation of a GenBank genome assembly
AUGGAUAACAUAUACUCAAAAUAUAUCAUCCCAAUUUAACCAGAGAAAAAAUAAAGUUCAUCUCCUAAUUCAUAAGUAGGAUUUAAUAACAUUCAAGUAUAUUGAAUUUAGAUUAUAGUAAUUAUUAGAAGAUUAUAGUCCUUCAAAUAGAAAACUUAGCUUUUCUGAAUAUAAAAGUCAAGAACUUAAAGAAUCAUAAUAAUUGUCAAGUCAAAAUAAAUUAAGUCAAGAUUUCCAAAGUGAGUUUGCCAAUUCUCAAGUAUGAAUUAUAUAUUUUAUCUUAAUAAUAGAUUAAAAAAGAUUAAAUUAGUAUUGAUAUGAAUAAAAAAGAGUAAUAAGAAUUUUAAUUUUUGAAAGAUGAUUAACUUCUUUAAACUAAUACUAUUAUUGAAUCACCAACAAAGAUUAAUGGAGAUGAUUCUCCAAAAAAAAAUAAAUUUAAAGCUUUUGGGAAUUUACUUUUAAGUAUUAGAAGAAUGUAAUAAAACAUUGUUGAACAUAUAUCAAACCUAGUAUAUUUAUUAAAUAGAUUAAUUAGGAUUAAUUAAAAGAAACAAUGAUCUAACCAUCUACUAAUAUGAAUGUUUCUAAAAUACAUCCAGAACCAUCAUCAAGGGAUUAUGAAAAUGUUAAUGAUAUCUUAUCAAAUUUAAAAUUAGUAGAUAGAUUCAUUUAUUAUUCUGAAUAAGGAUCAUAAAAGGAUAUUCAAAAUAUGAUUAAAUUAUUAAAAAUGUAUCCAAAAAAGUAAAUUAAUUUUAUAAUAUAUAUUUUAGACAUUUAUAUUGUCCUACUGAUCCAAAACAUAUAUUGAAUUCUUUCAACAAAUUUGGAUAAAAUUCUUUAUACAUAUCUUGUAAAAAUGGAAAUCUUGAAGUUAUUAAAUUUUUAUUAGAUUAAUAAGCAAAUCCUUUUAUAAAAAGUAAAGUUUAUGAAAACUUUUAUGAAUCUCCUUUAGAAGUCUCAAUUAGAUGGAAUCAUUAUCAUUGUGUUUAAUUGUUACUAGAAAAAUCUAAUUAUUCAAACAAAGAAUUAAAAGCAGCCAUUCGAUAAACUACAAAUCCUCAAAUAAAAUAACUCAUUAAAUCAAAUCUCAAAGCAGAUACUCUUUGCUGUUUUUGA